CGUGAUUUGGACGACAGGCUGGAUAUCCGGUUUCUACAUCCAGGCUACCCAUCUCCCCUCAAUGUGUUUCUUACUCUCCCACGAGUCGAUAGUGAGAGCUCAGAUGGCGCUGUCGUUUUUGGUAUUCACCAUCAAACAGCCUUAACCGCCUGCCAGAUUACCGCGGGCAAUGUCUUUCAAGCCAGCUAUUUUGCAGCCGAUAGUGCUGGUGGACAGAAAGAGCGUGUAUCGCUUGAUGGUCUGUUGACUAAGAAUUCUUACUACUUUAUUGUGGAUGGAAACGUCAAGUACCCCAUUGUUCCCAGCUUCAAAGAUUGGGAAUUCCCCCAUGGACAAGUGCCAGAUCUUUGGCCAACCAUCUCUCACCACGGCCCCAUAGCAGUUGAUAUAUCUGUUACUUGUCGUAUGUCAGGUGUUUCGUAUGCUAUUAACAGAGCACACCUCGUACCACAAGAAGAAUCAGUAUGGUACCUGCAAAAUGGUAUGGCAGUCUAUGGAGGAGACAUCAACUGCAAGGAAAAUAUUCUUCCGCUUCGCAAAGACCUUCACAAGUGCUUUGAUGAUCGGUGGUUUGCAAUUGUGCCCAAGUUAACGACAGGCGGCACGCAGUACGUCUCUCAUAUCCUCGCAAGACAAGCGUCUGAACUUUGGCCGACGUACCAGAACCUCAUUAUUCGAGGUCUUACUUCAGCCUCUAAGCCAUACCUGUUUGCGCGAUUUGCAUGGGCUGUACUACUCCGCGUAAAGCCAUUUGUCACUCAAGGCUUUCAGCGCCAUGUUAUCCGAGUCCACGUGGAUAAUAACGAAUCCAGCCUCGUGGAGUAUAAAGAAGAGAUCAUGACUGGAAUUCAGCUACAAGCGCAUUACGGUGGCGGCGGAUCCAAGGCUGCUACUCCCCUCAAGAGAAAGACGGAUGCUCGAGAUGAG
Molecule: messenger RNA, 927 nt
Organism: Trichoderma atroviride IMI 206040
Lineage: Eukaryota; Fungi; Ascomycota; Sordariomycetes; Hypocreales; Hypocreaceae
Source: RefSeq, a predicted model, not a curated record